GAGAGAGAGAGAGAGAGAGAGAGAGAGAGAGAGAGAGAAGUGGGGGGGUAAGGGAAGGGCCAUCUUAGGGAAGCUUCCAUGGCGAACAGGUGGGUUUCUGAGGCUGAGGCUGGGGACAGUGGGAAGGGCGAACCUUGCAAGCACGUGGAUGAGAUUGAGCAUGGUUUAGGUGACAUAGAAGUGGGGGGRAAAGGUAAGGCCCAUCCAAGGGAAGCUUCCAUGGCGACGAGGAGGGGUUCUGAGGCUGAGGCUGGAGAUGGCGAGCCUUGCAAGCCCGUGGAGGAUAUGGACCGUGGGUUAGUUGACGCUAACGCCGACUGGUCCAAUAUGCCGAUUGACGUGCUUGCCUUCAUCUUCAACCUGCUCCCCGUUCGAGAUAAGUUCCGUGUGGGGACCGUGUGCUGGAAUUGGCGGCGAGCAUCUUCACAUCCUGCCUGCUGGAUGCUCGCCGACCUGGCUGAACUGCACGGGGAACUCUUUGAGGAACGACGGAAAGCGUUUGAGGAACUCUUUGAGGAACGACGGAAUCGACGGCGGCGGGCUUUGUACGACGAGGUGCCUGUUUCGUUUUCGAAUGACGAAACGCGCGAUGAGGAUCAGGAGCCGUCCGAGGCGGAUUUGGAAUUCUUAGCUGUCGAAGAGCGCGAGCUUGGAGUCGAUGUGCUCCUGGUUGGAGUCGAUAAGCUCUGUCUCUCCAUCUCAAAGGCUGUGAUUCUGCGUUCGUUAGGUCAGGUGAGACAUCUCUCCAUAGAUUACUGCCCCGACUCACUCCUGGAGUUUGUCGGGAAGAAUUGUCCGCUUCUCRAAUCGGUCCGUCUUCAAACUUUUGGAACUCUCAGUCCUUGCGACACGGGUCUCGAACUGUCUACCUGUGCRUUCAAAGUGUUUGUUGAGGGCUGUUCUCGGGUUCGAGCGCUUUCACUGGGCUUCAUGGAUUACUCGAUUUGUGCAAGGUUAUCCGAAUGCGUUAGGAUUCUCGCGUCAGGCUUUCCAAACUUAGUCUGUCUGCAGCUUAUCUUCCGCGAAGAACUGGGCUACGGCAUURAUUCCUUCGAAGUCCUUGGGGUGGAGAACAUAAGAGUGAUUGUGGAACACUUUCCGCAAUUAGAAGUCCUAUGGUUGGGAGGGGCUCACGUGAYGGAUGCUGGCCUUGAUGUCAUUGGAAAAGGAUGCAAGAGCUUGCGCUCUUUAAGCCUGCUGUACUGCCGCCCUCUGACGCGGCAGGCGGUGGAAGCUUUGCAGGCCUGUCGGAGGGAUCUCCAUAUGUCGAUCGUAGGCUGUUUUGACGAAAACCAGUUGCAGGAACCUCAGUUGUGGCGAUGGAAGAGUGGUGGGUGCGAGAAUCGUUAUCAUGAUGGGGACAGCCAACUGACGACCACGUGGCUAUGGAUUGGCGAGUCUCCAUCGGACAAGACCGAUGCGGAAGAGAAAGAACAAGAGGAAAUGAUAACGAUGAGGAUAAUGAUGUCUGUUAUGAUGAUGAUGAUGAUGAUGAUGAUUGUAAUGACGGUGUCGAUGAUUGAGAUGAUGAUGAUGAUGGUGUCAAUGAUCGAGAUGAUGAUGAUGGUGAUGAUGAUGGAGAUGGUGAUGACGGAGAUGAUGUGGUGACAAUGYUGGCGAUCCUUAUGGUGAUGACAACGAUCUGACGAGCACGUGGCUAUGGAUUGGCGAGU
Molecule: messenger RNA, 1673 nt
Organism: Chara braunii
Lineage: Eukaryota; Viridiplantae; Streptophyta; Charophyceae; Charales; Characeae
Source: the annotation of a GenBank genome assembly